Loxodonta africana (African savanna elephant) is the source of this 2638-nucleotide messenger RNA. RefSeq names its product DEAD-box helicase 6 (gene DDX6). Gene Ontology annotation, biological process: negative regulation of translation; P-body assembly; cytoplasmic stress granule assembly. Gene Ontology annotation, molecular function: ATP binding; mRNA binding; RNA helicase activity. The coding region runs from base 367 to 1818 and encodes 483 amino acids. The transcript has 14 exons. Gene Ontology annotation, cellular component: cytoplasmic stress granule; P-body. The record is from RefSeq and is a predicted model, not a curated record. NCBI's taxonomy places the organism in Eukaryota, Metazoa, Chordata, Mammalia, Proboscidea, Elephantidae.
GCGGAGGUUUCCGAAGAGGAAGGAGCCGCCGCCAUUUUGGGAGCUUCGAGUCAACAAUAAAGGACUGAGGGUGCCGAGCGGGAGUGGCCUCGGUGAUUGAAGUGAGUGAAUUCGGCUAUAACUCAACUUUGAUAGAGGGCUUUUUAAAAAUAAAAAGUUGAUUCAGUGCAUGAGAGCAAGUUACUGCUGCUUACCGUUCAGAGACUUACAGGUGCUUGCCUGCAUUGCAAUAAAGGACUCAUAUAUUGAGCAAGACUUAUAUUUAUCUCUUCGUUUUGGAGAGCCUAAUAAACUGUUAUUACAGUGUCUCUACUGACUUUCAAAAGUUUUGAGGUUUGAAAGAGACAUCUUUACAAUUAACACAGCAUGAGCACGGCCAGAACAGAGAACCCUGUUAUAAUGGGUCUGUCCAGUCAAAAUGGUCAGCUGAGGGGCCCUGUGAAGCCCAGUGGUGGCCCCGGAGGAGGGGGAACACAGACACAGCAACAGAUGAACCAGCUGAAAAACACCAACACAGUCAAUAAUGGCACUCAACAGCAAGCACAGAGUUUGACCACCACUAUUAAACCUGGUGAUGACUGGAAAAAGACUUUAAAACUCCCUCCAAAGGAUCUAAGAAUCAAAACUUCGGAUGUGACCUCCACAAAAGGAAAUGAGUUUGAAGAUUACUGUUUGAAACGGGAGUUACUGAUGGGAAUUUUUGAAAUGGGCUGGGAAAAGCCAUCUCCUAUUCAGGAGGAGAGCAUUCCCAUUGCUUUAUCUGGUAGGGAUAUCUUAGCUAGAGCAAAAAAUGGAACAGGCAAGAGCGGUGCCUACCUCAUUCCCUUACUUGAACGGCUAGACCUGAAGAAGGACAAUAUACAAGCAAUGGUGAUUGUUCCCACUAGAGAACUUGCUCUACAGGUCAGUCAAAUUUGCAUCCAGGUCAGCAAACACAUGGGAGGGGCCAAAGUGAUGGCAACUACAGGAGGAACCAAUUUACGGGAUGACAUAAUGAGGCUUGAUGACACAGUGCAUGUGGUGAUAGCUACCCCUGGGAGAAUCUUGGAUCUUAUCAAGAAAGGAGUAGCCAAGGUUGAUCACGUCCAGAUGAUAGUAUUGGAUGAGGCUGAUAAGUUGCUGUCACAGGAUUUUGUACAGAUAAUGGAGGACAUUAUUCUCACGCUACCUAAAAACAGGCAGAUUUUACUCUAUUCUGCUACUUUCCCUCUUAGUGUACAGAAGUUCAUGAAUUCCCAUUUGCAAAAACCCUAUGAGAUUAACCUGAUGGAGGAACUAACUCUGAAGGGAGUAACCCAGUACUACGCAUAUGUGACUGAGCGCCAAAAAGUACACUGCCUCAACACACUUUUCUCCAGGCUUCAGAUAAACCAGUCGAUCAUUUUCUGCAACUCCUCUCAGAGAGUUGAAUUGCUGGCCAAGAAGAUUUCCCAGCUGGGUUACUCUUGCUUCUACAUCCACGCUAAGAUGAGGCAGGAGCAUCGAAAUCGUGUAUUUCAUGAUUUCCGAAACGGCUUAUGCCGAAAUCUUGUUUGCACUGAUCUGUUUACCCGAGGUAUUGAUAUACAAGCUGUGAAUGUGGUGAUAAACUUUGACUUCCCAAAGCUGGCAGAGACCUAUCUCCAUCGUAUUGGAAGAUCAGGUCGCUUUGGUCACCUUGGCUUAGCCAUCAACUUGAUCACGUAUGAUGAUCGCUUCAACCUGAAAAGUAUUGAGGAGCAGCUGGGGACAGAAAUUAAACCUAUCCCAAGCAACAUAGAUAAGAGCCUGUACGUGGCAGAAUACCACAGCGAGCCUGCAGAAGAUGAGAAAGCUUAACAGGCAUGUGCGUACCUGACGGAAUAUCCAAGUGUUGACAAACUGUAGAAGGCCCGUUCAGAUCUGUGACAACGUCAUUUUGGGGGGGAAUGCUCUUCUCUUGUGGGUUUUCCAUCUUCUUUUAUUUUGGAACUAUGAAGACUUCAAAAGAGCUCAGACUUUUUUUUUUUUUUUUUUGCGCCUUUUGUUUAACUGGCGAAGAGAACAGCGCCGAACAGAAGGGAUGCGCCUUUUUGUUCCGUUUGUUUGCACUGUGUGCCGGCUGAGCAUUAGCUGCACUAACUGCUAGUUUAAAAAAAAAUUUUUGGGCGGGGAGGGGUACAAGGAAGGAGGAGAAAGAAGAGAAGGGGAGAAACCCUAAAAAGAGAAGCAUCUUGACGAACACACAAGCUUGUCUACAAUUUCAGAGUUCUCCAACAGCUGACUUCCUAGUGCAUUUCAACUUCUCCCUGAUUACUCAUCCGUUUUUUAAGCCUGAAGAGCUUGUUACUUAUUUGUGCAAAGUGCCUUAUGCUAUGAGACCAUUCAGAAUAUCAUCUUUCAGACACAGCCCAAGGAAUCAACAAUAGUAAUUCUUUCUUUCCUUUUUUUUUUUUUUUUAAAUUUUUGUCUUUUCGUUUUGGUUUCAAGUUGAAGUCUCUCUCUUCCCUUUCUACAUGAGCACUCAAGCCCAGGGCUGGAAGAUGAAACGUACUAGUAAUGUUUAAACACCUUUUCUUUUUCUUUAUGUUGGAGGAGUUGAUAUGCAGCUGCAGAUCACCCGCACUGUAAAUACAUGUAUUUAAAAAAAAAAAACCCCAAGUAAAAAUUUCUUCUGGGC